AUUGCUUAGUUACCCAGUUUGUUAGUGGUUUGUGUGCGUGGGUUCGCAGCCACUGGCCGUGUGCAAGCCCGCUCUUUUGGUGGCUACCGCUACUGACUGUACUCAUUACUACGACUCCUACUGUGCCUUUCUCUUCUCUUCCCUUCCAACCCCUCCACUUUGCUUUCGACAUACAAACUCGAUCUGCACAGGACCGCCAUCAGGGACUCUGCACCCCCGAUCAGAUAAAGCCUCUACCUAGCGCUCUGGACUUGCAGACGGUCGCCUUGCAUCGUCUCCAACGUCCGCCUAGGAUCUUUUGAUUCUUUCUUUGCCUCCUCGAUCCGAGAUCGAUCUUCCACCACCCUUUUAGAUACCACAUACCCUCAUCACAAUGGCCCUGAAGCGCAUCAACAAGGAGCUCAAGGACCUCGGCACUGACCCGCCAUCAUCCUGCUCCGCUGGUCCUGUUGGAGAAGAUCUGUUUCACUGGCAAGCUACCAUUAUGGGUCCCGGUGAUUCACCAUACUCAGGAGGCGUCUUCUUCCUGAAGAUUCAGUUCCCUACGGAUUACCCCUUCAAGCCCCCGAAAGUCAACUUUUCCACCAGAAUCUACCACCCCAACAUCAACAGCAACGGCAGCAUCUGCCUCGAUAUUCUUCGAGACCAGUGGAGCCCUGCUCUGACCAUUUCCAAAGUUCUCCUUUCCAUCUGCUCUAUGCUGACAGACCCGAACCCCGAUGAUCCCCUUGUGCCUGAGAUUGCGCACGUGUACAAGACCGACCGGCCCCGGUACGAGGCGACCGCUCGGGAAUGGACCCGCAAGUACGCCGUCUAGGCAAUACCAAACGGUUUCUUUUAAGGGGUUUUGAUGGCGCUGGGUGUUUGACGUCCUCUAUCACGCAAUGACGGUGCGGCAUGUUUGGCGAGCCUCUACGUUAUAAGCGGGUGCGGGGAUGGUAUUCGAAGGCGGACAGUGCAAGUUUUUUUCUUUCUUCUCCUUGCUGUUCUCAUCAUCUCUUCGGGUGCACCACGUUUAUGAUGCUGGGGGUGAGACGA
Molecule: messenger RNA, 1038 nt
Organism: Trichoderma harzianum CBS 226.95
Lineage: Eukaryota; Fungi; Ascomycota; Sordariomycetes; Hypocreales; Hypocreaceae
Exons: 6
Coding region: 374-817 (147 amino acids)
Biological process (GO): protein polyubiquitination; ubiquitin-dependent protein catabolic process
Cellular component (GO): nucleus
Molecular function (GO): ubiquitin conjugating enzyme activity
Source: RefSeq, a predicted model, not a curated record